Molecule: messenger RNA, 3939 nt
Organism: Linepithema humile (Argentine ant)
Lineage: Eukaryota; Metazoa; Arthropoda; Insecta; Hymenoptera; Formicidae
Source: RefSeq, a predicted model, not a curated record
AAGUCAGACUGCCGCGGACCGUCGACGUCGACGCGACGCGUUUUGCUCUCUCUCGACGCCCGGCGUCGCGUAGCGUCCAUUUCAUGUGAGGCAGGCCUGUAAGCAUGUUUUAAACAUGCGAUUGUCGCUUUUCGGAAUAUCGACAACUUGCCAUCACGUUCUCAUCGACUGACGAAAUCGUCAACAAGAUUCUUCAAAGUUUUUAUAGAAAAAUAUCAAGUAUAGCGACUUAGCUCUAGUAUCAGGCAGACAGUGAUUCGCGAAGAACGGCGACGGAUAAGGAGCGAACGCUGACCCGGCUACGCCGCUGACCACGGCGAAAAGCGAACGCGCACGUACUUUCCACAUGCUGACGGCAGCGAGGUGAAAGUGUAACGGCGCUUGAAGCAAGGCAUUCAUCAGCUUGGCCUGAUCUCAGCGAGGAACACAAUGCCAAAAAGGAUACCAAUGCUUAUUAAUUUAAUCUCAACGCAAUAAGGAUUCAACUUGAAGCCUUCGACAUCGUGGCCUGAAAGAUAUCGUGCAUUGACAGCGAUCAAUGUGUUCCUAAUUUCUCGGAUUACUAUUAUAAAUAGAUAACAUCAUCGAGAAGAUAAGUUGGUGCUACGAUUAAAUCGUUAUCAGAAUCGGGAGAUUCCGAAGGCAGUGCGUGGCUUUCAAAUUCAAUCAAUCCGAAGAUCUCAAUCAAAUAUAAUAAUCAAAACUUAAAAAAGUUUAAACUAAGUACACAAUAACGUAAGUUAAAGCGGAAGAAAAUGAGGAAAAGAAGUCGGUGCGAUCUUGAAGCCGAUGGCCGCAUUUGAUCGAACCGGUCUCGCCCGGAUUCGAGGUUACUGAUCUCCGGAAGCGGACGCGCGCCAGGUAGAAGACGACGGCGACGACGAGGAGGACGGACACCCAGUGUCGGGUAGCGCGGCCGGGGGAGCCCAGGGUGUAUGCGCGUUUUAUUAAUAGCCAAGUUUCGUCGGCGUUGGUGGGGGGGCCGCCGACGGCCCGCUCGCGGGUGAAAAUAGAAAAGAAUGUUUUUGGAAUCCAAUUGGACUUGGUUGGCAGAACGAUGGGGCAAUAUGGCCGACCUGGCCGAGCGGGUGGACGAUCUGAUAUGCAGUUUCGACUCGGCCGGUGAGACGACCAUGGAUACGCUGUCGAUGCUGAUAUUCGGCUGGAUGCUGUUCGGCCUGGUGGUGUUGUGCGUCGGCAAGUACGUCUACAAUCGUUUCGUGCUAAACGAGCUCACCGUCGCCGCCGUCGCCAGCUCCUCGUCCACGUCGUCGCAGCUUGGCAAGGACGGCCAUCACAGCGAGAGUGUUGUGCCCGCGAGCAGUAGCAUCGUCGGUAGAUUCUUCGAUAAGUCUAAAUCAGUGUCACCGACGUCCUCGGCACCCUCGAUCGCGAGGGCUGCUACCGGUAGCGCAGGUGGUGGCGGCGGCGGUACCGCCAGUGUUGCUGGUGGUGGCGGUGGUACCGCUAGUGUUGCAAGUGGUGGUGGUGGUGGUGGUGGUACCGGUGUGAUAGCAGGUGCGAGAUCACCGUCACCGGGUGGUUACGUGCCGCCCACGCCGCCGGUGAGGAAGCGCCUGACCAGGAAGACGUCCGGCGGUCUCAUCAGCCCAUCGCGCAGCUCCCGAGCGCUGCAUCUGCCGACCGCGACCGGCGCCGAUGCAGAGGCCGUGCGCUGGGUCAACGAACUCAUUGUCUGGCUACACCACGACCUCGUCAUCCUGAACGAGCUCCUAGCCGUCUGGGUGGCCUCUCUCAACGACUUUACCGCCAGCUCCACUGACGAGCACGGCGUCGGCGUCGAAUUCGUCCGCGUUCUUCCGGAAACGAAUCCGCCAGUCUUGUCGAAUAUCUUUUGCGAAUGCGACUCGAAAAACGAUGUGACUAUCACAUGCGAUUGCGAAGCCACUCCGGCUUUGCAAUUGAAAGCAUUUCGGCAACGAGGCGACAAGGUGGAGGUCAAUCACUAUCGGGUCAACGUCAAUCGCUUCCGCGCUCGUCUCAAUGUCGUUUGCAUCACCGAGAAGCUGCUGGUGGAUUUGAAAUGCGACGGCUGGCCAGAGGUAAAGAUUUCUCUGGCCGCGGUGGGCACAAUAAAGAAAGACCUGGACGAGAGCCAAUUGCAAGAAGUGGUGACGGAAAUUGUGGUGGGUGCUUUGCGAGGCACCAACGUUCACCUCAAUCUUUCCCAAUAUCCUACCUGUCCCCGAUUAUGGAGGGAGCCGCCUCCUCAGCCAGGAUUCUCGUAUCCUACGCAUUACGACAAUGUGAACGUCUCGAAUUCGAUGAUACACCAAUCUUCACAUCCACGUCUUCAGGGACACACCGCGCCGUCGCCGGCACCGAUGCAAUAUCUGCCUGGUGAGAGGCGGUUGCUCGUGAAGGUCGUAAGGGCUACGGAUCUCGGCGGUCAGCGCGGAGCUUUCGAGCCCUACUGCGUGGUUGAAUUGGAUGAACCGCCGCAAAAAAAUCAGACUUCCAUAAAGAAAGAUACUAAAAAUCCACUGUGGGACGAGGCCUUCUUAUUCGAUAUAAGUCACAACACAACCGAGGUGUUAUUGGAAGUGUUUGACCGUGUGAAUAGAAGCCAAAGAUUUUUGGGACUUGGAAUCGUGGGCGUCGAAGAACUGCUCGCGAAUCCAAGCCAGCGGCAGAUCAUACCUCUUCAAGCGCGACCGUACGAGGAAGAUGAUAUUACGGGUACCCUGACAGUGGAGUUUCUAUUCAUCGAGGGUGCGGAGGUGCCACAAAUCGGGACCAAGCCUUAUAAAGUCAAGGAAGCGAUAAAGCCGGUCUCGCCGACUCGUUCCUACAGCCAGCAGAAUGUCAUCAGCAGCAAUAGUCUGAAUUACAACAAUGGUAACAGUACACUUAUCUUGUACGACUCUGCCGCGCAGUCGGAAGGGGACUACUUAACAAACGGCAACGUCGUGGAUUCACCGUACAAAAGUGGGCAAACGAACGGUAACAAGGGAACCUUGAUUGUACACAGUCAGCAGAGGCAACCGGAGCGACAGGUCGUGAAGGUCGCUCUGACGCACAACGGAAACUGGCAAGAGAUAUCCCCGGAGCACGGAACGAAAGAUGUCAGCGCUACCUCGGGACCAGAGAGCACGCCUAAUUCCUCUAAUUCAGAAGAAAGAGGAAGGACUCGGAGGAAACGACGCGAUUUCUUCGGUACUAUAAAGAAGCGAUUAAGUCGAUCCAAGACGAGAAGUAGAUCGGUAGGUCCCGAAGGAGAGAUCAAUCAUGAGGAUGCUCAUUCGAGAUCCAUAUCCGCCGAUAGAGCUCGCGAUCCCGGAUCCGAGCAUUUGUCGGUGCCAGAGCAAUCGAGACGAUCGAGUCUAAGUGAAGCCUCGGGUAUAAGCGGAACAUCCACGAGAACUUAUGUCAAUGAAGCCUCCACGCUCGUUCUGGAGACUUUGGAGAACGGUAUAAAAAAACACUACCUCGUACCUCUUUCUCUCGCACAAAAGAGCAAAUGGAGAAAAAAGGGCACAAAGUUGCACAUAUUUAAUGAUCACACAUUUAUCGCCAAACACAUGCCUGGAGGAACAGUCUGUGAGGUAUGCAAGAGAACUCUCGCGCGAAGACUCGGCAAACAAGGCUACGAGUGCAGAGACUGUCAGAUGAAGUGUCAUAAGCAUUGUCACGUGAAAGUCGAGAGAACGUGCCCCACGUCCACUAUUCAGAGUAUCGAGCUGUCCCUUCUGCCAGUACUGAGCGAAUAGGAUAGGACGUGCAUCAAGGCGCCGCCACUCGAACGAAAGCCCUCUAUGCUCCUCUGCUCGCGAUAACGUUGUCGCUUCACACGUUUCGCGACACGUUAUACGCUUUGGACACGACAUACGAUUUAUUUUAUAACAUAAAACGAUCAUAACGAUAAUUUGUUCACAUUUGUAAACGUUUCACGCUUCACAUUUAGGUUCUUCCAUUUUU